This is a messenger RNA of Camellia sinensis, 342 nucleotides long. The record is from RefSeq and is a predicted model, not a curated record. Lineage: Eukaryota; Viridiplantae; Streptophyta; Magnoliopsida; Ericales; Theaceae.
AUGUCUCUCUCUAAAAUUUUGGCGGAGGAGUCUCUUCCGGUUGGGUACCGACUUCGCCCUACCGACGAAGAACUCAUCAAUCACUAUCUGAAGUUGAAGAUCAACGGCGAUGAGAAGCAAGUCAGUGUUAUUCGAGAGAUCGAUGUCUGCAAAUGCGAACCCUUGGAGGAGUCUCUUCCGGUUAGGUACCGAUUUCGCCCUACCGACGAAGUACUCAUCAAUCACUAUCUGAAGUUGAAGAUCAACAGCGAUGAGAAGCAAGUCAGUGUUAUUCGAGAAAUCGAUGUUUGCAAAUGCGAACCCUGGGAUUUGCCUGGUAAAACUACCCACAUAAAAAAUUAA